AUGGCGACAACAUCCACAUCGGCGCUCAGCGCGGCCGAGCAGGCCAGCCUGGUCGAGUCGUCCAAGCGCGCGGCGGCGUACGAGGCCGUCAAGGAGCACAUGGACCUCACAUACACGCACGUGGGCAUCGGCUCCGGCAGUACCGUCAUCUACGUCGUCGAGGCAAUCGCCGCCCUCGGCCGCGAGACCACCUCCCGCAUGGCCUUCUUCCCCACGGGCGAGCAGUCGCGCGAGCUCAUCCGCGGCGCCGGCCUGAACCUGCAGUACGUCCAGGACCUGCCCGAGGGCAAGCAGCUCGACGUCUGCUUCGACGGCGCAGACGAGGUCGACGAGGAGCUCAACCUCAUCAAGGGCGGCGGCGCGUGCCUGUUCCAGGAGAAGCUGAUCGUCACCAAGGCGAAGAAGUUUGUCUGUGUCGCUGACUUCAGGAAAAUGUCCGCCAGGCUGGGGACGAGCUGGAAGAAGGGCAUCCCGAUAGAGGUCGUCUACCAGGCCACAGGGCACGUGCUGGCAGAGCUCAAGAAGCUGGGCGCCAUCAACCCCGUGCUGCGCUCCGGCCUGCCGGGCAAGGCGGGCUCGAUAGUGACUGACAACGGCAACUCGCUCAUCGACGCGCCCUUCCCGCCUCUCGCCCUGGCCAAGGACCUCAAGGGCCAGGACGGUGAGAACGGCGUCUGGACCGUUGACGGCCUGGCCGGCAGGCUCAUCAAGAUCGUCGGUGUCGUCGAGGUUGGGCUGUUCGCCGGGGCGAAUGGCUUCCAGGUCGAGAGCAGCGCCCAGAAGCCCGUGGCGGCCUACUUUGGCAUGGCAGAUGGCUCGGUGCAGUCUCGGAAAUGA
Messenger RNA from Diaporthe citri, 837 nucleotides. RefSeq lists its product as uncharacterized. Gene Ontology annotation, biological process: pentose-phosphate shunt, non-oxidative branch; D-ribose metabolic process. Gene Ontology annotation, cellular component: intracellular membrane-bounded organelle. The transcript has 2 exons. Gene Ontology annotation, molecular function: ribose-5-phosphate isomerase activity. The record is from RefSeq and is a predicted model, not a curated record. NCBI's taxonomy places the organism in Eukaryota, Fungi, Ascomycota, Sordariomycetes, Diaporthales, Diaporthaceae. The coding region runs from base 1 to 837 and encodes 278 amino acids.